Molecule: messenger RNA, 3546 nt
Organism: Hydractinia symbiolongicarpus
Lineage: Eukaryota; Metazoa; Cnidaria; Hydrozoa; Anthoathecata; Hydractiniidae
Exons: 6
Coding region: 2190-3500 (436 amino acids)
Biological process (GO): protein phosphorylation
Cellular component (GO): plasma membrane
Molecular function (GO): ATP binding; protein kinase activity
Source: RefSeq, a predicted model, not a curated record
UGGCGGCGUCGUUGCGAGAAAAAGAAUUCAACGUUGAUAUUUUUACUAUUUUAAAUCAUCAAAAUGAACACGAUGGUAAUAAUAAAAAGGAAGAUAUGGAUGCUGGAGUCAAUGCAAAAGAAAUGUACAAGCUUAAAUUUGAAGGUCUUGUGCGAAUUUGUUUUUUUUAGCUUGCUUUUUCUGUUUGCUAGCUAGCUAGCAGCUAGAGCUACAUAUCCUAGCCAUAAUAGCUAGCUGUGAGCCCUUAUCCUCCUUAUUCCACGAUAUCUAAUCAGCUGCAAUGUGACAUGGUUACAGCCCUUUUUAGCUGGUCAGCUGACUAGCUAUGCUAUAUAGAUGAGUUCCAGCAGUGUGACGUCAUUUGUUUACUUUUUGGCGGUAAAGCUCUAGGGCUCUGGCAUUCAGAGCUUGCUGAAGAGAGGUUUUUUCCUGUGCAUUUCUUCUCGCGGAAACGUCAUUGAGGUUUUCAACUACUAUCGAGUGUAGAUUGAUGCCUUCUGAUUGAAUAAAAAUAACCUCGCUUCACCUAGCGUCCCCAUCCUUUUUCCUGCCACCCAAAUGGAAAGCCAAAGAACUUCCUGCUGAAAAUGUAAGCAAUGGAAUUCAUCUAGCUAUAGCUAUAUCAUCAGUCAAAGGCUUGACUGUUCUGCAUCAGCCAGAGGACAUAUCCCCAGUAGUAUAUUGAUUUAGGGGCCUUCAAAAAUUUAUCUUGGGCCCCAUUAACAAGAUUUUGUCCGUUAAGGUCUUCACCUCUUAACGGAUCCUCCCCCAAAAAACUGAAAUGAUUCGCUGGUUUACGACAAUAUGCUCUUCCUACUACCUCGUGAUGUUGAGACUGUGCUGCCAUCUUGAUGCCUUCUAAAACAUUUUGGGGUUGAUUAUAAUGCUCUGACAUUUUCAGUCAAGUUAUAGAACAAUAAAAAAUGGUUUUUAAUGGACAAUAUCCUAUUAUCAGGGCCCAAAAUAUUUUUAGAAGGCCCCUUUGCUAAAGCGCAGGUACCAAUAGGUAGUAGCUAUAGCUAGCUAGCUAUAGCUAUGCUGAUAGUUGUGGAAGUCAUUUUUGAAGCAGUCUGUUUUGCAGGGAAUUAAUCAAAUUUAAAACAUAUAUAGCUAUACCUUCCGCUCCCAAAUAAGUUAAUCUCAAAACGUUCAUAACAUUAUUACUACUGAACAAAAAAUCAUUUGUUUCGCAAAUCAAAUUGUAAAAACUAGAAAUUUAACCUUAAAGAUAGUGUGUUUCCCAACUUCGUUCAGUUCUCCACCAUAUCGAAAUGGUUAUAUACUUGUUCAAACUUAUUUAGGAUAUAUAUAUUUAUAUAUACUCCAAUUGUGACCAAUUUUGACGAUGUUACUACGUUGCUCAGGGGUGCGCUACAUAUAUGAAAAAUCGGAGCUAUAGGGGUUUUAAACACGCUAUAUAUGCCCCUGUAUAUGCUUUUAGUAACUUUAUUUCAGAUUUAGCAUUAAAUCCAACGACAAAACCUGAAAUGUUACUGGCGUUGACAAAAAACUUCCCUAUGAGUCCCCUAUUAAAAUUUCCCUAUGACUCCCCUAUUAAAAUUUCAUCAUUUUCCGACGAGGAACAAAGUGAGGUCAAAAUUACUUUGAUGUUUGCCGCUUUUCACUCUAGCUCUUUUUCAAGAUAGUGAUCGAAUUUGCAUUCAAGUUUUAUUUUUUAUAUGCUCUCUUAUAAAUGCAAAUGGGAAAAAGGGAUAUAUUUUCUUAAACUAUGUUAUAAGUAAAGUCAAUGAGCUAUAUCAGGACAAGAUAGAGAAACUAUCACAAGAACAAAUUCACCAUUAAUAAUCAUGAAAUGAUGGUCUUUUUAAUAUUUCAGAAUAAAUUGCAUAGGUCUAACAGCUAAUUAAGAAAUUACUAAUUAUAACCUGAGAAAAUUAAAUGCAGUCUCAAAGAAAUACUUAAUUUCUAAUUUUACUAGGCAGAGUGGUUGCUGUACUUGGACAUUGAAGUGCUAUAUUUAGACUCUGUUGGCUGCUUUUUCCCCUUAUUCUUUUAGAUACUUGGCUUGAACGUUUGUUGAACUCAGUGGAUAACUAUUUCGUACUUUAAAAGACAAUGUUUGGAAUCAUAUCAGGUGCACAGUUGCUCCAGUUUUAAGUGGAAAAUCUCAAAGGAAAAGAAAGGUUCUGAAAAAAGUAAAGGAGGGUAUUCAGAAAAAAGUGGAGAAAAUGUUUGAAACUGACGUAGAUGGAAGUGAGACGAUCAAACAUAUUGAGAGUGACCUAUACGAACGAUUUCAGGUUCGGUUGGAGUUGAUAAAGUACAUGAAAGGACAAGAGGGAAGUGAAUCUGUUGUCAGCGGCUGCUAUCCCUUACCGGAAAGAAAUAAACUUGAUGGACAAGAUGAAUGUGAUGCCGAUAGUCAAGAAACAAAAAGCUCUGAAACUGAUGAACUUUCCAAUGAUGUCCCACUAAGAAAGAAGAAAAAAUGGUCGUACAUGCCUACAAAACAAGACGAACUGGUAGAAAAACUGGAUGGCGCCAAUAAGCGGUUGACGAGACUAGAAAAUUUAACAUCAACAUUGAGCUAUCGGAUCCACGAAUUGAAAGAAAAAAAUGCGUCGCUGCUGCUAAGAAAUGCCGAAUUCACAAGGUUAAAGCUGGUAGAACAAUUAGGCAUGAAUCGAUCAGUACAAAUGGUUGAUGCGUCCUUGUUUGCGAGUCGCUUUCAUACAGGAGAUCCACUAUUGCAAGAGGAAACCCCUUGCAUUCUAGAUUCAGCGUUCAUUUCUACGCUGAAAAUAACAGAUUUUUGUGAAGGUGUUUUUGCUUCUACUAAAAGGGCUAUGUUCGAUGACGGAGAUACUGUGAUAUUGAAAACGUUUUCAAAAGAUUGUCGUCAAAAUAACAUUAAAAAUGUUGCCCAUGUAAGUCACGAGCACCGGAUUUUGAAGUUUAUUGGUCGGCACGAAAACCUAGUGAGCAGCAUUGGAGUCGUGCAUUUCGAUCAAUCGUAUUAUUCCGUGCUUCAUUACGUUGCUGGUUAUACUCUUGAUCGCCAUUGGAAAUUGGGUUUUCCAGACAUUUCUUCAACUUCAGUUUUUAAGCGAAUUCUGACAGGCGUUGCAAGCGGAAUUAGCUUCUUGCAUAGUAAGGGUGUGUUACACAACCAUAUCGUUGCAGACAAUGUAAUUCUUCACGGACAGGAUUUGUUUCCUAUUCUGAUAGGAUUCAGUUUUGCUUGUCGUGCAACAUGUGUUAGGAACAGUUGCGUAGAUGUGAUCAAACUGUUUCCAGAUAAAGCGCAUUUAGCACCAGAGUUAUUUCAGGGUUGUCCUGUGUCGUAUAGUACGGACAUAUUUAGUUAUGGGAAACUCCUCGAUAACUAUUUGAAAAAUAUGUCUGUCAUGGAUGACAAAGCGCGAGAUAAGUUGGAAUCCUUCUCGAUACAGUGUAUGGAUUGGAGAGCGCCUCAUCGAUUACCGCACAAAUUUCUUUUCAGGAGAGUGGGCUUGCUUCUGACGGAACUAGGGUACUAGUUCCAUAAGAUUGAUAGGCAAAGAUAAAAAUAUUUUCAACUGUAAA